Austrofundulus limnaeus is the source of this 1097-nucleotide messenger RNA. RefSeq names its product signal sequence receptor, delta (gene ssr4). The transcript has 6 exons. The record is from RefSeq and is a predicted model, not a curated record. Bases 166 to 672 code for a protein of 168 amino acids. Gene Ontology annotation, cellular component: membrane; endomembrane system; endoplasmic reticulum. NCBI's taxonomy places the organism in Eukaryota, Metazoa, Chordata, Actinopteri, Cyprinodontiformes, Rivulidae.
UAGUUUCCCAGAAUCCUGUGCGGCGCGUCAGUCCACGUCACCGCAGCGCAUGCGCUGUGGUGAACUCUGCUGAGCUGAGGUGUCCUUUCAUUCACAGACCGUGUGAAAGUCUCUCAGCGGUUCAACAAGCUAACCUCAGAAACUAAGCGAAUCAUAAUUAAARCCAUGAUAAUCCGGGUAGCCGCCUUCCUGACCCUGCUGCUGGUCGCUUGUUCGGGAGAGACCUGCACUGAUCCGGUCAUCACUCCGUCGGCCUACACCACCGCCGACGCCGUCAUCUCUUCAGAGUCCGUCUUCAUUGUGGAGCUCAGCCUGACUUGUGCCAACGGAGCCCAGAGUGUGACUCUGUAUGCUGAUGUCAAUGGAAGACAGUUCCCUGUAACCAGAGGUCAGGAUGUUGGUAAAUACCAGGUGUCCUGGAGUCUUCCUCACAAACAAGCUGCCUCAGGAACCUAUCAGGUGAAAUUCUUUGACGAGGAGUCCUACAGUGCCCUGCGCAAGGCUCAGAGGAACAAUGAAGACGUAAACGCUAUUCAGCCUCUCUUCUCUGUCAACGUUGACCACAGGGGUGCAUGGAGCGGCCCGUGGGUGUCAACCGAAGUGGUGGCAGCUCUGAUUGGUAUUUUAGUCUACUACAUGGCCUUCAGUGCCAAGAACACCAUCCAGGCAUAACCUGAUCCACAAUAAUGUUUCCACCUAUGGAUCAUUAAAGACUGAACUCUGGUGGGUUGGACUAACGAUCCGUCAUCCAGUGUUGCAGCAGAACCAGCAGAAUUUUGCUGCUUUACCUGCUUUGAAGGGCAAAAAGCAAAGAAAGUGGCCUGUUUUUUUCUCUUUUUUUAAUUCAGAUUGUGCAAACAUUUUUAUAAAUUUUCCAAUUAAUUUGGUCACAAGUUGUCCUGUCAGUGCACAAAUGACUUUGUGGUUCUUCUUAUUUUCUUAUUUUAUUUUAUUUUUGUGGGUAUGCUGGCCCAAAUGGGACUUUUGCAGAUGUUUUGAAUACAAUAAUGUGUCGGCGCUGGCUGGCCUGAACAGGCCUACGUAGACAUGUCUCUUCCAGGAAAAUGAAUAAAUGGCUUGUUCUGAUUCCAAUGUAA